Messenger RNA from Boeremia exigua, 1044 nucleotides. RefSeq lists its product as uncharacterized. The transcript has a single exon. The record is from RefSeq and is a predicted model, not a curated record. NCBI's taxonomy places the organism in Eukaryota, Fungi, Ascomycota, Dothideomycetes, Pleosporales, Didymellaceae. Bases 1 to 1044 code for a protein of 347 amino acids.
AUGGACCCCCUCCCCCCCAACAGCACAUUCACCUUCCUCCCGCCCCUCCCCACGCCCCUCCCCGCCCUAAAAGUCCUCCGCACAUCAACCUGGACCUACGCCGGCCCGCUCCUCACCCCCUCGACGCUGCCGUCCUCGCUGCACCCCUGGGCCGCCGCGACACUGGCUCCGGCGCCCGCGCUCCUCGAGGCCCUGCUCCCGCUGCUGGCGUUCCUGGAUGCGUACCUGCGCGCCGCGGGGUUCGACCACUGCUGGCUGACGCUGCGGGCGUCGCUGCCGACACGCGAGUGGGACGAGCCGCGGUGGCAUGUGGACGAGGACUUUUUCGAAGCGGGGGAGGGCGGGGUCUGGGAUCGUGUAAGGGCGAGUCGGGGCGCGGGUGCGUCUGCGUCUACGUCGACGUCCGAGACCAAGACCAAGACCAAGACCGAAUCCGCGAGCAAAUCCACAUCCAAAACCACCACCCACCCCCCACCCCGCCGAUACCCCUGGUCCCCCCGCCCCCCCGCCGCCCCGCGCGCCUGGAAACUCACAACCGCCCUCCACGGCCCCUCAACCCUCUUCCUCCCGCCCCUCUCCCAACCCCACGCCCUCACCACCCUGCACACCCUCCUCCGCCACCCUCCCCCCUCCCUCCCGGUACACCCCCCCGCCUGCCCCGCGUUGACAUGCACGCACUGCGCCCACACGGCAUCGUACGUGCGCAGCGCGCUCGCGGGCGCGUUCGCGCACGUCGGCGCCGUGAGUGCGCGGCGAGGCGGGAUGGCGGUGUUUGCGACGGGGAGGGGGGGGGCGGUGCAUUCUGAGCCGCGGGGUGGGGGGGAGAGGGUGUUUGUUGGGGUUGUGCCGGCGAGGGAGGAGGGGUUGGAGGGGUUGUUGGGGGGGUUUGGGAUGGUGGGGCCCAGGGCGUGGGUGCUGGGGGGUGGGCGGUUGGGGGAAGGGGGGAUGGGGGAGGAGGGGAGUGAGGGAGGAGAGAAAAGUGAGGGGUGGGGGGAGAAAAGUGAGGGGGUGGAGAAGAGUCGGCGGAUAGAGAAGAGCGAGUGA